AUGUUGCGUUUUCGUCUAGUACUCACACUUUCUGCACAGGGAACCGUCCGGGGUGUUUUCCAAAGCAAAGCCUUUGUUUCUGCCAGCAAAGAGCUUCCAUGCACUCCUGAGGGAAAGAAUCCGUACGACGUUCUUGAAAUUACUGUCACUAACGCAACAAGCCUGGAUGACGUAUCGAAACAGUUUCGAGAACUCGUAGUUCGUAAUCACCCGGACCGACCAGGAGGAUCACACGAGCGAAUGUCUGAAGUAAACGCGGCAUACAAAAUUAUCAAAGAACACCAUGAAAAACUGAUUAAGCGUCUGAGGGAAUGCGAGGCAGAUACAAAGGGAAAUGAGGCUUACCAACGAUACCGACAAACUCGUGCGCGUAGUGACGACGAACUGGGGCGAUCUGGUGGUGUAUUUCGGCGUAACGCAAAGGCUGCUGAACAGGCUUCCGGUUUUAGAAAGGCCCGCUCGCUUCAAGAAAUUGAGUCUGAUUGGAGACAAUUUAAAGAAAAUACGGAGCAAACUAUUACGGGCAUGUGUAAUCGCUACGAACUGGCUGUUGAAAAAGGGCGUUUUUUCCGUAAGACCUCUAUACUUAACGAAAUUACGGUAAGGGAGAGGUGGCUGCGAAAAGGUUUUGUGAAGAACGUUUGGGAAGAGGUGCACGAAAUGAGGGGAGAGCUUCUCCGUCGAGGUGCACGUAGCUCUCAGCAGUCGCAGCUUGCUGAAGAGAUGGUUUCUUUUGCGUCCCUUACGCAAAGGAAGCUGAACGAGGAUUUUCAACGUCUUACUCAAAUGAGUGUCCAGUCACAGUCCCGCUUAUUUAUGCAGCGAAUACUCUUUAUUUUGCUGAUGGUGGUUGUCUUUAUCAAGGUGUGGAAGUGGAUUCUCACAGGAAUGUUUAAGAAUUCACUCACGGUGCGGUUUCGACAGGGAAUCUUGAGCCGCUGA
Messenger RNA from Trypanosoma grayi, 942 nucleotides. RefSeq lists its product as hypothetical. NCBI's taxonomy places the organism in Eukaryota, Euglenozoa, Kinetoplastea, Trypanosomatida, Trypanosomatidae. The transcript has a single exon. Bases 1 to 942 code for a protein of 313 amino acids. The record is from RefSeq and is a predicted model, not a curated record.